AUGAUCAUCAUCAGGCGCAUGCCCAAAGUAAAGCCCCCCGGAGCGACCAUUUUUUUAAGCAAAGCUGCCCACCUCAAGUCCACUUAUUUUGCUGGCGGCUCGUCGCAUAGCCGCUGCUGCUACUCUGCACGCAGAAAUGACGACGACGAAAGGGGGACACCCAAACAAGAGGCAACUCACCAAACGAAACGCAACACGGAAAACAAAGCAAACGAAAAACAUGGCGACAUGUGGAGCUUCCUAGCCUUUGAAAAAAACAUCACCUUCUUUUCGGUCAAUUUUUACAUCCUCCUUGCCGCCGUCCUGGCGUUGCACUUUUACAACAAGGCGAACGAAACGAACGGGACCAGCGAAGUCGACCAAGCUAUGGAGCGCGAGCGCAAGAAUUUGCUCGAAAUGGAAGAGAAAAGAAAAAAAUUGCAAAACUGA
Messenger RNA from Plasmodium vivax (malaria parasite P. vivax), 429 nucleotides. RefSeq lists its product as hypothetical. Bases 1 to 429 code for a protein of 142 amino acids. The record is from RefSeq and is a predicted model, not a curated record. NCBI's taxonomy places the organism in Eukaryota, Apicomplexa, Aconoidasida, Haemosporida, Plasmodiidae. The transcript has a single exon.